AUGUCCGUGCGUGGCUUCUAUAAUAUUACCUCCUCUUCCCUUUGUCUUCGACCUACCUUUCUUCUUUUGUCACUGUUCCUAACUUCCUUUGUCAUGUUGUCGACUUUCUCAUAUAGUCCGAUGGCACCCCCCGUCCGUCCUUCACGGUCACUGGACGGACUCGAGCGAGUUGUACCACCUCACUCGCCCAACUCAUUCACUCCCGACCUCUUCCUCAAUAAGCCCCUCCCCGCCAGACCCGAAGAACCCGAGUCUUCGGCGAUGUGGAGUGACUCCAGCGACAGUGAAAGUACCGUCGAUAGCCUUGUGCCCAGUGAACCCAACUCAGCGGACAGUUACCCCAUCUUCGUGUCCGGCUCCGACGACUUCCUAACGGAUCAGGCUCCAUCGGCCGAUCAUCUCGCCCUUCCCGGUUCUCCACUGCCUCCACUCGACAAGUGCACGGACGCGAUAGAUAUCGUCAUCGACGAAUCAAUUGUACAACCCUCUGCCUCGUCAUUAUCAGAUUCCCCGCCUGACCGUCCGGCUUAUUGGACUCAGCGGACAGGCGCCAACCAUUAUUUCCGCGAAAAGAAGUGGGACUAUUUCCCCGAAUUGGCCCCGUCGACAUUAAACGGGACGAGUUCCAACAUGAGUGCCCCCAAAUCCCGCAAGAAGGGUUCCGCCUUGGAGUUUGCCAAGGGCAAGUACCGAUGGCAUUCGCUGGAUCGAGGUGGUCUAGGGGGUGUGCGCGACUCCAUUAAAACCUAUGUCCACCGCACAUUGUCCCGCGACGGGCCGCCAGAGCCCAAACCCAGGGAAACACCGCGCCCAGUGACGGCGCCAAUGGACCAUCAUUUGAGCGAUGCCUCCAGUAUCCUCGGUCCCAAGGGCUGGGAGCCACAACAACCGCAAACUCUGGCCUUGGAUACGGAUGCAGCCGUGCGAGCGGUAUCUGUAGCGACAUCUCCGGAUGCAGAGUAUGACUACACCAAAAAGAUGUUUCACCUCCAAACACCAAUCUCGCCUACCUUCUCCGCUUUCCCCGUCUCUCCGGUCUCCGAUUCAUCCCCAAGCACCCCGCGCCAAAAACAGCUAGCGGUUCCGCUGUCGCCCUACCAGAAACAUGGCCCAGCGAUCUGGGAUGAACCCAAGAAAUCCAAGAAGAAUGUACAAUUCCCGAAGUAUCGUUCAUCACCUAAUUCAUCCGAGCCUUCUUCAUCUUCUGCCCCUGAGCUGUCAUUUGCCAAGUCUGCCUCUUCAUCCCCCCCUCUGAAGCAACUCCAAGAAAAUACCCGCGGGGUGUUGAUGGGAGCCAAAAGAAAGAUUGCGGAGUCCAAAGAAGAUCGAAGGCGAGAGCAGCUAAAGUCGCAGAUCAAGCUCAUCGGACCCGUCAACCCCCACACCUACGUGCGAUCUGAUCCAUGGGUUUGA
Messenger RNA from Penicillium salamii, 1413 nucleotides. NCBI's taxonomy places the organism in Eukaryota, Fungi, Ascomycota, Eurotiomycetes, Eurotiales, Aspergillaceae. The record is from the annotation of a GenBank genome assembly.